Molecule: messenger RNA, 564 nt
Organism: Rhincodon typus (whale shark)
Lineage: Eukaryota; Metazoa; Chordata; Chondrichthyes; Orectolobiformes; Rhincodontidae
Gene: ercc1
Product: excision repair cross-complementation group 1
Exons: 5
Biological process (GO): mitotic recombination; meiotic mismatch repair; UV-damage excision repair
Cellular component (GO): nucleotide-excision repair factor 1 complex; nucleus; ERCC4-ERCC1 complex
Molecular function (GO): single-stranded DNA binding; damaged DNA binding
Source: RefSeq, a predicted model, not a curated record
GGGGAACGGGCUUGAGCGGCGGACACUUCCGGUGUGCGGCCCCUUCCUUCUAGGGGACUUAUAUUAGGAACGGGCACUUCCGGCGGGUAAAGGUCCCCCCCUUCGCAUCCCGCGGGAAUGGACGAUGGACAGGAGACCCCCGGGAGCUUCGCGAUCCCACCUCUGGAGCAGAUCGAUGGGCCGGAGCCGUCGCGGGUCGAGCCACUGUUCCGAGCCAGGGGAGGAAGGAGCGAGGCACGGGGCGAGGGGUCCGGGCCGGUAGUGAGAGAGGGUCCCGGCACCUCGGAGGGACCCCUCGGCGAACCCUCGAGCAGCAAGGCCGCCCCGAAACAGAAUAGCAUCGUGGUCAGCCCGAGACAGAGGGGCAACCCGAUUCUGAAGUUUAUCCGGAACGUUUCCUGGGAGUUUGGAGACGUGGUCCCAGAUUAUAUUCUGGGUCAGACAACCUGUGCCCUCUAUCUCAGCCUUCGGUACCACAGCCUGAACCGGGACUACAUCCACCACCGGCUGAGGGGCCUGGGCCAGGCGUACGCCCUGCGAGUCUUACUGGUUCAUGUCGACACG